Messenger RNA from Malania oleifera, 3492 nucleotides. Its product is annotated as vesicle-associated membrane protein 724. The transcript is spliced from 5 exons. Bases 209 to 874 code for a protein of 221 amino acids. Gene Ontology annotation, biological process: vesicle-mediated transport. Gene Ontology annotation, cellular component: membrane. Lineage: Eukaryota; Viridiplantae; Streptophyta; Magnoliopsida; Santalales; Ximeniaceae. The record is from RefSeq and is a predicted model, not a curated record.
AUUCUUCCCUAGUCCGAGAUCUAAAGUAUAAACUUCGCAGCAAAGAAAAUAAUUGCCAAUGGCAAACAGGGCCUUCACAAAUCUCAAAACGCCAACGUUAAAACAGAGGAGAGAGAGAGAGAGAGGCAGUCUCUAGCUGCUUCCGAGUUGAGGUGGGGUGAGUUGACUCAGUGAGGAAGCAGCAGGCCGGAGCGGAGCGUAGCAGAGGAUGGGUCAGGAAUCGUUCAUAUACAGCUUCGUGGCUCGGGGGACCAUGGUGUUGGCGGAGUACACCGAGUUCACUGGGAACUUUCCGGCGAUCGCGACCCAGUGUCUUCAGCGACUCCCCUCCUCCAACAACAAGUUCACCUACAACUGCGAUCACCACACCUUCAACUUUCUUGUCGAAGACGGUUACGCUUAUUGUGUCGUUGCAAAAGAAUCCGUUGGUAAGCAGGUUUCUAUUGCAUUUUUGGAACGAAUAAAAGCGGACUUUAAGAAAAGAUAUGGAGGUGGUAAAGCAGAUACUGCUAUUGCCAAAAGUCUCAACAAGGAGUUUGGACCAAUUAUGAAAGAGCACAUGCAGUAUAUCAUAGACCAUGCAGAAGAGAUUGAAAAGCUACUAAAAGUGAAGGCUCAAGUUUCGGAAGUUAAAAGUAUCAUGCUGGAAAAUAUUGACAAGGCUCUUGAUAGAGGGGAAAAUCUUACUACACUUGCUGAUAAGACCGAAAAUCUUCGCUCUCAGGCACAAGACUUCAAGAAACAAGGGACACAAAUUCGGCGGAAGAUGUGGUACCAAAACAUGAAAAUUAAGCUAGUUGUUCUCGGAAUCUUAUUGCUGCUGGUCCUAAUAAUUUGGGUUUCAAUUUGCCAUGGAUUUGACUGCACCAACUAGAAAUUCUUCAGACAGCUCGGAGUUUUAAUUAUACACACAACUGAGCUUCAACUCAAAUUGUUUUGAGUUCAGCCUAGUGAAGAUAUGGGAUCAUGAAUGAAAAAUCCCCAACCUUAUUUGUAAGUUGAAAGCUUCAGUGCUGUCCAUAGAGCUGCAAAAUCAAAGGAAUCCUUGUUUUCCAUAGAGAGAGAGAGAGAGAGAGAGAGAGAGAGAUAGAGAGAUGUAUCAUGAGUUGUGCUAUGAGGUCUGGUGAAAGAAUGCGGUGAUGUGCUUUUUCUGGUUAAAUUGAAUUUUGAAAUUGUGAUAGUGCAAAGGUUUUGGUAGUAAGAUCAUCCCAUUGAUGUUCCAAAGAACUCAUCAAAACCUUUUUGUGGGUGUCCUUUGCAGGGUGGGUUGGGAAAGAAGUGCCUCGACCACACAGGAUGGUAGCCUGCUUGCAAAUGUGUAGGAGGGCCAAGUUGUCUGGGGGUGAACAGAAGUUGGCAAAAAAAGAGAGGGGUUGUUGAGGUUUUGAAAGUUGGAUAUAGGGGUUAGUAUGCUCUAGUAAAUGUUGCUGUCAUAAUUUCAUGGGUAUAUAUAUAUUCCUAGUAAAUGUUCAAUUUGAGAUCGGAAAGCAAGUGAAUUAAGCUGUUAGUGAUUCAGUGAUUUAGCUCGAUGAGAAGGACUCAUUCAUUCUCAUGAUUGAGCGAGUUUUUAAGCUGAGCCUGAAUGAGCUUGAGGUAUUUUGGCCCAAAUUGAGCAUAUGUAGGGGAUUAUUUGGAAUUAAUUGUUGCAAACAAGUUUAGGUCCGAGUUUAAUGAAUAAUAACCUCUUGUUCAACUUUGAACGGGAUGCCUUUAGACUUUGAAUUUGGUUAAUAAUAUUUUAAGAAAAACUCUAAUUUGCUUAACAAUUCAAACUUGGUGAAAGCUCAAUGCGCACAAACAUAUAUUUUUAAAGCCUCCUUUGCCUGCUGAUAAUUCAAAUUACAAUGUCGUGAAAUCAUCAGCAUAAAUUGAAAAUAACUAAAUGUAAUUCUAAAUAACACAAGCAUUGUCAAAACUCAACACUAGUAAUUUUUGGUUAAUGUAUUAUUCACUUCAUUUAUUUGUCUUCGCAAAUUCAUGGCAUGUUACUAACCACAUCCUCGAUGAAACGUCCCAGCGACGCAUAGGCUGACCCUCCUUCUAAAAGGGUCUUCCUACUCUUCUCUUUCAUCUCCUUCACCUUCCCCCUAAUCGCACAGUCUUCCUCCAUCACAACCCUAAUUCCCCUCUCUAUAUCUCCCGCACUUACAAUGCGACUACUCUCUUUCCACACGUCCUUCCUAUAAUCCAAUGUGAUCUCCACGCUCAAUCCCAGUUCCUUCACCAUUUGAAAGGCGUUGAUUUGCUGCUCUGCAUACAUCGGCCACGUGGCAAUCGGAACCCCGCACCACACGCUCUCCAGGGUUGAGUUCCACCCGCAAUGAGACACGAACCCUCCAAUUGAUGGGUGGGACAAGAUCGCCACUUGUGGAGCCCACCCAAUAAUCCUCCCAAUCUCUGCAGUUCGCUCUAUAAACCCUUCCGGCAAUAUUUCUUCGGGCGGCGACGCAUACUCGCCGGGAAGUGGAUGCGUGUUCUUAGGCGGAGGCUUACGUAAGGACCAUAAGAAUCUAUAUCCACUGUUCUCCACUCCACCCGCAAUCUCUUUCACUUGGUCCCUACCGAAACUUCCCAUGCUUCCGAAGCAUAGGAACACAACCGAGAGAGGAGGCUGCGCAUUCAACCACGUCAUUAUCUCGGUAGACCCCGCCUGGUCCGAAGACUCAUUUCCUAGGUUGACUAUGGGCCCUACAGGAUACACGGUGGGUAUUUUAGUUUUAUAGUCCUGUAAAAUGGACUGGAGCACAUGUGAUUCCAGCUCCAUGAACGUGUUGACCAUAAUACCCUUAGCUCUUCGGAAGCUUCUAGCACGGUUGAUGAAGGCGGUGGCCCCCCCGUUUUCCUUGUCCAGCGCCGUGGACGGCAAAACUCCAGCGGGAACCGGGUUGACGAAACACGGGAUGGAUAACUCGUCCGACUCCUUGAGCUCGGUCGGGUCGAGGCCGAGUUCGUCGUGCAGUGUUUGGAGAUGGAGGGCGAGACCGAGAGCGCAGGCGCCGGAGGUGAAGAAGAGGUAGGAAGGGACGCCGAACUCGUCGGCCACGUCGAUCAUGGGGAUGCAGAACAUGUCGACGACGAACCCGGCCAGAUGGGCCGGGUCGGACUCGGACUCCGACCCGGUGAGUCCGAGUUGGGAGACGGCGUCCCUGACGGCCGGUUUGUAGGAUUCCAUGAAGGUAGAGAGGGUGGCGGGAGUGAAGGAGGGCGCCGGUUUUGCGGCGGCAGGCGGAGGGGGCAGAGGAGGGAGGUGGAGGAAGCGGAUCCGGGCGGCGACGGAGGAGGGGGUGGAUGAUGCGAGGGAGUGGGCGUAGGAGGGGGCUUUGGAGUGGUCGGAGGAAGGGAGGGGGAGGAGGAGGAGGGUGACGGAGAGGCGGCGAUGGCGGAGGAGGAGGAGCUUGGCGAUCUCCACCGUGGAGACCAGGUGGCCCACCAGAGGUGAGGGGAUGAACACCAGCUCUGCUCUUUUCUCCAUGCUGCUACCAACUUUUCCUU